This is a messenger RNA of Cottoperca gobio, 4666 nucleotides long. RefSeq names its product cdkn1a interacting zinc finger protein 1a (gene ciz1a). NCBI's taxonomy places the organism in Eukaryota, Metazoa, Chordata, Actinopteri, Perciformes, Bovichtidae. The transcript is spliced from 16 exons. Gene Ontology annotation, cellular component: nucleus. The record is from RefSeq and is a predicted model, not a curated record. Gene Ontology annotation, molecular function: zinc ion binding; nucleic acid binding. Bases 254 to 2626 code for a protein of 790 amino acids.
GAGGCGAUAGGAUGCUCUGACUUCACAACACAGAGGACGCUGUUUUGGGUUUCUGCUUUAUUCGAGUUGCACCGGGACUGAGAGCAAGUAUUCAACCCUGUGCUAUGAUUUUAGUUGGAUAAUCAACAUUAAAUCACUACUUUCCUCUUUGAGAAAGCUAUUUCAUCUCAAGGGGUAUCGAAACAUUGGUACCUUACAGCUGCUGGUCUGUCAACUCACUGUGUAACGUUGACGGAGGAAAUUAAAGCCCGUAAUGUUCAAUCCACACAUCCAUCAGCAGCAGCAGCAACAACAACAACAGCAGCAACAGUUUCACCAGCACCUGCGGCAGCUACAACAACUUUUCCAGCAGCAGCCUCCGCCGCCUCCUCCGCCACAGGCGCCUCCUCGGCAUCAUGUUGCCCAUCACCACCACCAGGCACAGCGAGCCAUGCCUGUGUCAGCCCAGUCAGCCCCUCCUCCCAGGAUGGUCAACCUGUGCCAGGGUACCCAGACUACCAUGAUGGCCCCCAAUGCCAUGCUGCAGGGGGCCCUACUGAUGCAGCAGAUGCAGGGGAGCAUGCGGGGAUUUGGGAUGGGUGGACAACAGUUCCGUCAGUUCUUCGCUGCUGGGUCCAGGUCGUCUCUGCUUGGGCCAGUUCCUAUGGGCAUGGCCAUCAAGUCCCCCAUGAUGGGUUUCCAAGCUGGUCGACAGUUCCACCCGCAUGCUCGCUACUACAACAACAACACCGCCACCCCUACCACAGCCUCUUCCUCCUCCUCCUCCUCUUCCAUCACUACUGUAGACACUAAAGCUCGCCAGUCAGACAGGAAGAGGGACAGCGAGCAGAUGGCAGCAGGGAGCACAGACGACCAAGCAGCAUCUAGCAGCACCAAUGAAGCCACUGAUAAGACUGAAACAGAUGGUGCCGUGGGAGGAGUGGCUGAACCCACACAGUCAACUGAGGAGCAACUUGAAGAACCGGUAGUCAAGAAGCAGAGGACAGCAGAUGGGUCAGAGGAGCUGAAAGAACAAUGUGUCGUUGAGUCUGAGACUAUCACUAUUGCAGAUACAGAUGCGGAAAUUCUGUUUUCAGAGUGUAACAGUAACACAGAGGACAGCCACCCUGAAGACUGCAUCCUUCUGGAGGAAGGAGGCUGCACAGGGGGGUCAGAGGUGCUAGAGGAGAGCAAAGCUGCUGAGGAUCACAGCUGUUUGUCAGCCCCAUCCCCACCUGCCAGAGUGAGUGAAGAUGACCAGCAGGUGGAUUGCCUGUCAGAGGAGAUACCACAGGGUAAAGAUGCCCCUUUGGCUUCAUCAGACAGCCAGGAGGAAGAGGAGGGUGUAGCGGAUGGCACCAACAAGUUCUACUGCUACCUCUGCAGCAUUACAUGCCACAACCAGCAUAACUUCAAGAGUCAUAUGAACAGUGUUUCCCACCAGCAGAGGAUGAUGGAGAUCCAACACAUGAGCAAUGCUUGCCUGGUCACCCUGCUGCCACAAGUGCAUGAGUCUCUCCAGGAAGCAAUCAAAGACGGCGACAAGAAAACAGACAUGAAGAAUUGGUGUGCCACCUGUCACACCCACUUCACCAGUGGCAUCAUUGAACACCGUCGCACCGAGGAGCAUAAACUUGCCAGCAGAGCCAUCAUCUCCUCCUGCACAGUCUGCAAGAAACACUUCAAGACCUCCCAGAUAUUUGUGGAGCACUUGCAGUCCCAGGAGCACAGACAGAAAGUUAAGAAGCUCCCGGAACAGGAGGGCUGUGAGGCCUUAGGCAAGCUGACUGCCAUGGACACAGACGGCUUCUCAUUGGAAGAGGUGGAGGGCGGCGAGGUGAAGGAGGAAGAGGAAAGACCGAUGAAUGAACAGGGUGACUGUUCCUCCCUUAAAGAAGUGACUCUAAAGGACAUGGCCAGUGAUGAGCAGUAUGACGCUGACACGGUCUACGGGUCCAGUUUUCUUGUCCCAGUCGCAGGUUUUAUCUGCAAACUCUGCAACAAGUUUUACCACUUUGAAUCUUCUGCCCUACACACCCACUGCAAAUCAAUGAAGCACUUUGAGAACCUCAAGAGGAACAAAGAUUUGCUGAGUCAAAAGAGGGAAGCUUCAAGAGAGUCUCUCCUAGCUGCAGGCAGCCUCAUGCCCUUAACAGAAACCCCCACAGACUGUUUGGAUGAAAAUGUCCUCUCUGAUGACGCUGGUUUAGUGACAAACCCAGACUCCAUGCAGCCCAUCAUUACAGUCACUGAAGACGGACUGAAUAGGCAGACGGAAAGCCAGCAACAGGUGGAAGAAGCAGAACCAACCUCACAGGACUUUGUCAGUACCUCAGCGGCCAGCGCUGACGACACAGACCAAGAGUUCAGCCUCCACAUCAAAGAGGAAGAGACCACAUCCCAGGACUCGGUAGUUCUAGAGAGUCCUGCUGAGCUACCUGCUGAGCUGCUUGCUGAGCUACCUGCUGAGCUACCUGCUGAGCUGCCUGCUGGUAGUAGUACAGAGGAGCCAGACUCUGAGCCAGCAGCUGCUGUUGAGGAGGCUAUUGAAGAGGAGGAGGAGGUGGAGAAGGAGGCUCCUGCUGCCCCAGGGAAAAAGAAGGCCAAACCCAAACGCAGGUCAGGGAGGGCCGCAAACAGACGCUGAGUCAAAGAUUAGAUGUGGAAAGAGUGGAAACCUGGCAGAAUAGUAACCUUAGGACAGGAUUUGUCAGUAUGUGAAGAGGUGCUUUUAUGAAACCGAGACCAAGGCGUGAACAGCUUCUCUCCAUGUUGGAAGUCUGAAUUAACCAAACAGCAACAAGUAGGAAGAAUGAUGGUAAAUCGUGAUGGAACAGGACUUGGUUUGUGAUGCUCUCCCAGGGUGGGAAAUUAACACCUGACAGCUAUCACAUACAUGUUAAAUGAGUGACUGGGUGGAUAAUAUUGGCUCGCAGUCUAAACUCCAGCCUCACCAUCCAAUCACAGCAAUCAAAAUGAGAUCAUUAUAACCUAUGUACAUGUAGCUCAGAAAAAAUCAUUUUUCGUCUACAUUAAAAAAAAUCUGUAAAAUGCCUAAAAAGAUUUGCUGCCUAAAAAUAACGCUUAAAAAGAGAAGCUCCUUAUGUUGUUUACCCAAUAGAAAAACCGUCACCUGGAUACACAUGAUGUGUCCCGAUUCCAUAAUUCAUAUUAAAAUCUAAGCAGGUUCUGAGCAUGUAGCAUGAUUGUUUACUAUUUUGGGUUUAUAUGUUUUAAAAAGUCACUUGCAUUAUUUUGCCACAAUGCAAUUUGUGGAUAUAAACAACAUUUUGGUUUAAUAAACGCCCCAGGUAACAACUACUGGAUGAAUUGCCAUAAAAUGUGGUCCAGACACCAAACUUGAUCCCUUGACUUUCCAUCUAGCGCCAUCAUCAGGUCAAAAUGUGUGUAUUUUGGUUUACGACCAAAUGCCUGCAACUGUUGACAUUCCCAUCAGCCUCAGCUGUACUUUGUGUUUAGUGCUAAUUUGUAAUUGUAAGCAUGCUAAACUAAGAUAGUUAACAUUCUACCUGCUUAACGGCAGCAGGUAAACUCAAAGCACCUCUCUGCCGAAGUACAACCUCACAGAGCCACUAGCAUUGCUGUAGACUUGUAUGUAUACUAACUAUAAAAACAGUAUACUGUAUACAAGUAGAAUGGGAUUGGGAAACCAAUGUUAAUUGGAGAAUGCAAAUUUAAUAUAUAGUUUCUUUAAGUGAAAAUAAUAAUUUAAUUCCCCCCACCUUCUUUCACUAACUAUUAAAAGAACUGUAAUUGCUUCUGACCCCCAAUAUUUCUCUGGGUUUAAGAAAAGAAGGAGGCUGGUAGAUUUUCUAUCUACUGGGCUCACCAAAAAGUUGAUUUCCCACCCUGCUGUCCGCAAGGAUCAGGAUGUUGAUUUUGCUAAUUCUCUAGCUAGCUAGAUGAAUGCUUGUUAACUUAAUAUGACCUACAAGUGGACACAUUUCAACAUUGUUAACCAAUUAGCACAUGCUUUUAGCGAGUUGAAAUGUAGAAUGUAACCUGGUGUUUGAACGGGUGACAACUUUUGUUUAAAAGAGGUACUUCGGCUUGAGUGUUGAGAAAUACUGAACCUUGAAUCUGAUCAGAGCUUGGUUCAGGGCAUUUUAUUAUCAUAUUUUUUUGGGGGGGGGGUCAACUUUAUGUCAUGUUUUGGGCACAAAGGUUCUCAGCAGCAGAGGCAUUUUUAGUGAAACUGCUGACAAUUUAGAAAUUAUUUUUGCGUAAUGAAGAGUUUAAGAUGUGUUGGGAUUCAACACAAUCUGUAGGAGCUGAAUGUAGGAUUGAACACCAACAAAAUGUCUGAAAAAUCAUUUUACAUCUGCAGUUAAAUAGAAAAGAACCCCUGUAAAUGUUAAACUCUCUAAAAUGAGAAUCAGCACAAAGGGCUGUCCUGUGCAUUUUGCUCUUUUGGACAUUUGAAAGCUUGUAAGUCAAGACAGCGUCAAGCGUCUGCUUGAAAGACUGUUAAGUUGUUUUUUUCCCUUGCUGGGAGUUGAAGCUCAGAAUUCACAAUGAUAAAAGCAUUUGCAUUGAAUGGAUCGUGUUGGCACAACAGAGUGAUUUUAUACAAUAUCACGUUUGAUGUCACAUUUACAUUUGUCAGGUGUGCCUAAAAAAAAAAAAAAAAAACCUAAAAAAAAGAGCUUUCCAUGGAUUUACAAUG